AUGUCCUCCGAUCUCCAACCCAUUACCCUCCUGGGCAAGUCCGGCCCUAAUCCCCUCAAAGUCGAGAUUCUCCUCCGCGAACUCAACAUUUCGUACACUGUCAAUCCCGUCCCGUUCUCCGAGAUCAAGCAACCUGAGUACCUGGCGGUGAACCCCAACGGCCGACUCCCUUCGAUCCAGGACGCAAACACGGGUCUCACGCUCUGGGAGUCUGGUGCUAUAUUUGAGUACCUGAUCGAAAAAUACGACAAGGAGCAUCGACUCAGUUUCCAGCCAGGAACGCCCGAGUUCUACCACGCAAAGCAAUGGCUUUAUUUCCAAACCACGGGCCAAGGCCCCUACUAUGGCCAGAUGACUUGGUUCAAGAAGUUUCAUGCGGAGAAGGUUCCCAGUGCUGAGGAGAGAUAUAUCAAUGAGAUCAAGCGCGUGACUGGCGUGCUGGAGAGUCAUCUGGAGAAGCAGCGGGAGAAGUUCGGUGAUGACGGGGUCUGGUUGGUUGGUGGGAAAUUGUCUUUUGCUGAUUUGGCAUUCAUCCCGUGGCAGAGGAUGACGGUUAUGUUUCUGGCCAAGGAGGAGUUUGAUGAUGAGGAGUUUCCCAUUGUCAAGGGGUGGAUGAAGAGGAUGGUGGACAGGGAGCUUGUGAAGAAGACGAUGGAGGAAAACAAGUUCUUGUAA
This is a messenger RNA of Aspergillus steynii IBT 23096, 675 nucleotides long. It is a transcript of the gene tpcF, whose product is annotated as glutathione S-transferase tpcF. Lineage: Eukaryota; Fungi; Ascomycota; Eurotiomycetes; Eurotiales; Aspergillaceae. The coding region runs from base 1 to 675 and encodes 224 amino acids. The record is from RefSeq and is a predicted model, not a curated record. The transcript has a single exon.